Nanorana parkeri is the source of this 1146-nucleotide messenger RNA. It is a transcript of the gene MFF, whose product is annotated as mitochondrial fission factor. NCBI's taxonomy places the organism in Eukaryota, Metazoa, Chordata, Amphibia, Anura, Dicroglossidae. The record is from RefSeq and is a predicted model, not a curated record. The transcript is spliced from 8 exons. Gene Ontology annotation, cellular component: peroxisome; mitochondrial outer membrane. The coding region runs from base 90 to 1004 and encodes 304 amino acids. Gene Ontology annotation, biological process: positive regulation of mitochondrial fission.
UCAUGUGACGGAGAGAGGCUGACUUCCGGGAUAAGGCGGCUGAGCAGGGUCAUCUCCGGCAGGCAGCGGAGCUUUUCGGUGCUAACCUGAUGAACAACGCGGGCUUCUCACCACCGGCAGCAGAGAUGGCUGAGAUAAACCGUAUCCAGUAUGAGAUGGAGUAUACAGAGGGUAUCAGUCAGAGAAUGAGGGUCCCGGAGAAGCUGAAGGUUGCUACAAGCAAUGCAGAAUCAGACCCCAAAGCAGAUGGUGCCAUUUCUUACCCUGGUGCCAAUAUGCAAGUGCCAGAGAGAAUUGUGGUAACAGGUCAAAGUGAAGAUGGGUCUUUUUCAAGGCCUGCUGAUCUGGAUCUUAUUCAGACCACCCCAUUUGAGCCCUUGUCUCUGAAGACUCCACCGCGGGUCCUGACCCUCAGUGAGAGACCGUUGGACUUCUUGGACUUGGAGAGACCCACUGCGACCACUCCCCAGAAUGAAGAGGGACGUCACAUGGGGCGGCAGAAGAGAGAGAGGUCAGUUAGUGAAAACACUCUACGACACAAUGGGCAGCUGGUCAGAAACGACUCACUCCCGACUCCACCUGCCCCCACAGGCCGCCCGUGCCCUGCUCCCUCGCUCCCUGCAGAUGGAGCAGAUCUUUUCUCUGCCCGUGGCAUUCUGUCGCUCAUCCAGACCUCCACCCGCAGGGCUUAUCAGCAGGUCCUUGAUGUGCUGGAUGACAACCGCAGGCCAGUCUUGCGUGGAGGGUCUUCUGCCUCUGCUCCUGCUCCCCAUCAUGAUAUCACCAGGUAUGCAGUUACAUCAUUAGACUCUACUAUGGAUGGGACUCCAGAUGAUCUGGCUUUAGUGGAUGCAACCUCACUUAGAAGACAGAUUAUCAAGCUGAACAGACGCCUUCUUCUUUUGGAAGAGGAGAACAAGGAACGGGUCAAGCGAGAGAUGGUCAUGUACUCCAUCACAGUGGCCUUUUGGCUCCUUAACAGUUGGUUCUGGUUUAGACGUUAAAAACUCCUAGUCGUCACCUGUGAAGAGCUGGCCAUACAGAGAAACGCAAAGAGUACUACCAAACCUGAAAAAAAACUGUCUUGGAUAAUGCAGACCCAGGUUCAUGGCACAAAUUUUAUUGCCAGAAGCAGAAAUCUAGCUA